AUGCAGGGGGGGAGCCUCGAACCGCUGAGGAAGGUGAAGGUGUACGGGAGCCGGGACUCGCUCUUCCUCGUGGGGCUAAACAAAAAGCAGGAGGCGUACGAAGUAACGGAGGUGGCGCGGAGCAGAGAGGUCCAAGUGAAGCGGAACUUCCAAAUACACCGAAAGGCUUCCUAUCGCAACUUCGUGGGGAAGAAUGGGCUAGAGUACGUGUGCAAAUGUGAGGGCAUCCUGGGAUGCAUCCGUUUUUUAAAUUACCCCUACCUUUACGUCAUCACGAAGAAGGAGAGAGUAGCUGUCCUGUUGAAUGAGCACAAAGUGUACCUCGUCAAGUCGGUCCUCUUGAUCCCCUUCCGAGACGACGUGUUUGGAAACUUCAACGAUGAAAAUGAGUUGGUACAGUUAUUCUACAAUAGCGUUAAUCAUAAGCAUAUAUACUUUUCCUAUACGUACAAUUUACCUUGCUCUGUGCAGGUGAAUUUUUACCUACAGAAGGAGUUCCUCAGAGGGGGGAUCAUCCACAGUAGGGACUACGCAAAUGAGUACCUGUGGAAUGGUUACCACUGUAAGGCGUUCGUUAGACAAAACGUAUUCAUCUGUGUGCCAACUAUCAGUGGGUUCUAUGUUCAGUCAAAAUUUCUUUGCGAAGGGAAAGCGAUAGAUGUUACGUUCAUCGCCAGGAGGUGCAACAAGUACGCUGGGACGAGGUACCGCAAGAGGGGCAUCAAUGCCAAGGGGUAUGCAGCUAACCAGGUGGAAACGGAGCUAAUAUUAUUCCAAAGGAACUACGAAACUGCCAUUCUUUCGUACGUCCAAUUGAGAGGGUCCGUGCCUGUGUUCUGGACGCAAGGGGUUAACUACCAUUUGUUGAAGAGGCCCAAAAUAAAAUGCAAAAAGUAUGACGCGUUUUUUACCUGCACGAAGAGGCACUUCAGGCACCUCCUCGCAAGGUACGGCUACCCCAUCAUUGCCAUUAACCUGUUGAGCAAGAAGAAGCAGAGCGAUGAGAGUAACUUGUCUAAUGAGUACGAAGCAUGCAUUGGAGUGAUUAAUAGGGACCUGCCUCCCCCCAUUAGAAUCAUCUACAGACAUUUGGACCUGAGGAAGGCUUAUAAAAUCGGCACCAAGUACACUCUGCAGAAGUUGAAAAUCAUUUUUAACUUUUCCCAGCGCAAUGUGGGGUACUUCUACCUCCGGAAUGGACAAGUGGUAGUCAUCCAGAGGGGGGUCCUUCGCUUUAAUUGUGUGGACUGUCUCGAUAGAACCAAUGCGGCUCAGCUAUUUCUGAAGAUGUACAUGUUGGUACAUUUUCUGAAGCUAAUUUUCCGCGUCAAGAUGAAGGCCCUAUGUGUUAACCACGUGGCGCAUCUAUCUCAGAUGUAUGAAGAGCUGGGGGACGCCAUAGCGAAGCAGUACGCGGGUUCUACUGCGCAUAAGAAGUACACCCCGGGGCAGAGCAACAACUUCUUCGUCCAGUCGAAGGAGCUACUGACUUCUAUCAAGCGGUACUACAUUAGCUCGUUCAACGAUUUGGAGAAGCAAAAAUCUAUUAACCUUUUUUUGGGAGUGGCCCAGGACAAGCUGCAGGACAUCCGGCACGCGCACGACCUGGACGCGUACGUGCACGGGCGUAGUUUCUUUCGACUGGCCGGCGCCGGCCCCUUCUGGUGGGUCCUCCCGCUGGAGCGCUUCUGCGCCAGGGCGGAGUCGCUCCUGGGGGGGGGGCUCUCCCGUGCGCAAGCUAAGAGGCGCGCCGAUAGGCGAGCUGAAGGGAGAACUGCUAGACGAAAUGCUAGACGGACUUCUCAUCUAACCGCUAGCCGAAGCGCCAGACGGGGAGACAGCGUCGCGCCCAGCAGGCUGCGCAACCUGAAGUUCUACCGCUGCUUCAGCGCCACCAACGUUUUCAGAAACUUGUACAACGCGCACGACUGGGAGGGCCGCUUCGCGCAGUUGGCGGGGGGAGCGGGAGGAGCGGCAGGGUUAGCGGAAGAGGUAGCGUCGGGGUUGGCGGCGGGAGGAGCGGCAGGGUUAGCGGUUGGAGGGGCGGCAGGAGUAGCGCCGGGGUUGGCGGCGCUGCUGCUGAAGAGCUGCGGGGGAGCGAGUCACGCGGGGAGGCCGCCUAACCAAGCGGCUGCCGCCGUGCUACCCCCUUUCGAGCGGUCCCUGAACCUAAUCGCCCACAUCUACCGAUUCUACGACGCGCACAGACAGGAUUUCCGCUUCUUCUUCAAGAACAAAAACAUCUUUAGGUUCCGCGUGUGGAGGUUCAUAGCGACGUACAAUUACCUUAACUACUUGAGGGUUUUUUUCGACGUGUUUUUCCUCCUCUACUACUGCUUUUGCGAGCGGUACAGUGUGCGUAUGGUGUAUAUGAGCCAUGUAAACGCCCUGUGCGCGGCGCUGGGGGGAAGCGGUCAAGUGGAGAGGGGCGGCCGCACGGUGGGUCAAGGCAACCACACCGUGCAGAGACGCGCAGCACCCCUCGUUAACCCCUACACAGUGGAGAAGGACGUGCAGAAGAUCACCCACCAGUAUAUGAGCCACAAGAAGAUGUCCUUCGCAUUGGAGCCCUACCUAAAUUAUUAUAACUUGAACCGAGCUCCCUAUCAGUACAUGCUGAUGAGUGGGCGCUCCCUUGUUGGGAGGAGAGGGAAAAACGGCAAGCGUCCUACUCUAAGGGUAAGGCACCCAUGUGGAAGUGAUGCAGAAGCGAAAAGGUUUAAACGUGUCUGCAUCCCCCAUGUGGGGGACUCCCCCGUUGUAGAUGAUGAGGGGAAGACACACUGCAGGCCCAUUUUCAAGAAGAAGCUAAUUGAGCAAAUAAAAAACAGGGUGGUUCAGGGGACGGGCGCCUGUCCUUAUUACUCGAGAGCGUACGAGAGGUCGAAACGGAGGUGCCGCGAAGGACCUGCAAGGGGGGAGAAGCAGAUGGAGAAGCCGUAUCAAUCGGAUCGCCCGGAGCGGUUGCAGCUGGAGCGGUUGGAAGACCAGAUUGGGAAAUCGCCGCGCGGGUACUGCCCAAUCUAUUUCAAUGCCAACAUGGUUAAGUUUUUUUUCUUCCUGUAUAGCAGCUGGCGUGGGGGAGGUGCCGCGGGGGAGGACGCGGAGGGACCCGCUUCGAUGCCGAUCGUGAGGGGGAUAGUCAUGGGUGUGUUGAGAGCGGCGCUCGGGUUGCCGCCAUCGAGUGGGGUGCCGCCACUAACUGGGGUGUCGCCACCAACGGGGCUACCCCCACCCAGUGUGGGGCCGAACAACAUGCAGCUGCUGCUCAGGCAAGCGACCCAGGCGCGCUCCCUCCAGGAGGGGCUCUCCGACCUGUACAUGCACUGCGUGUAUAAAAGCCACGAGUAUAAGGAGCUCCCUCUGGGAAGCCUCCAAAAUCCCAACGCUCCCACCUGCAGCGACGAAAAGAGCAAAAUGAAAAGGUCUGAAUCUGAGCAGAGGUUCCUCCUAGACGAGUACGACACGUUGGAGCACAAUUUAAAAAAAAAAAAAAAAAAAAUUUGGCUAGUCGAUCGGAAAAUAAAAAACGAAGUCCAGAGGAAUCACGCACAUCUCUCCAGAGAGUACCUCUCCCUCAAGCAUUAUACAAAAACGUAUUUCAACCAAAUGAUAGAUUUGCAAAAGCGAGACGGGGAAGUGAAGAGACUCUUUCUUCGCCAAAUUGGGUUGGGGAAUUCCCAAACGGCCAAUCAGACGUACCACUUUUUGGAGGAAAGCUCCUGCCGCUUCACACGGAUCGACGCGAAGAAGAAGAAGAAGAGCCAGUUCGCCGCAUGGACCUCUGAGCAGCUGGCGCCGGACUUCAACGUCCUGCGGCAUCGACUCGAGGGGAAGGUGGACUACCGGCAGUACUGCAACCCGCUGUCGCGCGAAAUUUUCCGCCCCUAG
Messenger RNA from Plasmodium vivax (malaria parasite P. vivax), 3891 nucleotides. Its product is annotated as phosphoinositide phosphatase SAC1, putative. Gene Ontology annotation, molecular function: phosphatidylinositol-3,5-bisphosphate 5-phosphatase activity. Gene Ontology annotation, cellular component: intracellular membrane-bounded organelle. NCBI's taxonomy places the organism in Eukaryota, Apicomplexa, Aconoidasida, Haemosporida, Plasmodiidae. The transcript has a single exon. Bases 1 to 3891 code for a protein of 1296 amino acids. Gene Ontology annotation, biological process: phosphatidylinositol dephosphorylation. The record is from RefSeq and is a predicted model, not a curated record.